AUGUCUCAAACUGAAUCACAUGUCUCAAACGGUAAAGCAAAAGAGCCGAGUGUUAUAUCUCCGGGAGGAUCCAAGACCGAGGAGAGUCAGAGCCAUGGUGUUACUAAUCAGAAUGACAUGAGUCAAGUUGGUAGAGAUCAGCCUCGUGGUGAAGUGAACAUGGAAGCUUCCAUAUCAGCAGAAGAUGUGAUAAGAGCUGGAGGGUUUGGUGCUAAAGACGACAUUGGAAGCUUCCUUCCCGUGGCAAGCGACUCGACUGAUUUCGAGGAAUCGAUCCGAUCUGCUCGUGACUAUGAAGAACCGCAAGCAGAGGUUCCAAGACCGGGUCUUGGUUGGACCAAAGAGUGA
Messenger RNA from Arabis nemorensis, 348 nucleotides. The record is from the annotation of a GenBank genome assembly. NCBI's taxonomy places the organism in Eukaryota, Viridiplantae, Streptophyta, Magnoliopsida, Brassicales, Brassicaceae.